AGUCUGCGACCGGGUUUUGUCUGUUGUAGUUGUCAGUUGGGCUCGCGAUUGCAUGUGUACUGUUUGUAGCGCGAGUGCUCGGUUGCUGUAUACUCUGUUUAGUGAUUUCGCCCGGCAUCAGCAUGUUCAGACAGUCAAAUAAUACUAUUGUCAUUGCCAAUUGUGAUUCAUGUUGUGAGUUGGUGCCAGCGACUUGUGGAGAAACCGGCAAGUUUGGAUUAAGAGCAAGUUAGGGACCCUUGGAUUGUUUUUUGUGUGCUAGAAUAUAUUGAGCGGUGAUUUUGACCUUGUUUUGGUUGUGACCGAUGCUGGAGUGCGUUUGCGUUGUAGAGACGGCUGGCAUUGGCUGUGGCUACCAUGGCGUUCAACUUCCCGGCGUCGGUGGCCGCCUGUCUGGCUGCCGCCCAAGGCUUCAAGGUGCCCAGGCAGCUAGCCAUGUAUUGCAUCGCACAAGAUGCUGGAGCACCCUACAUGCUCUACAAGGACAACAUGGACCGGAACGGAGUGGUAGGGGGUCCAGGGGGCGGGGGGAUGGCAAUGGCGGUACAGGGGGGAGGAGGAGUCACUAAUGGAGGCUGGCCCCCGCCGCAUUCGGACUAUCCGGUGCUGGGCGUCGCGAACCCCGCCAGUCCGACUGCUGAUUCGCUGAUGCAGCAAAAUGGCGUCGCGUCACCCGGACAGGCGUCGGUCACGGUCACCGUGCAGACCAAUCAGGAUCAGCAGCAGCAGCAGCAGCAGCAACAGCACAGCAUAUCUCCACCGGUGCAGUCGCCAGCCUACCAGUCAGCCAAUGAUCAGGCUAGUCAGCAGGCUAUCAACGGCACACAGCAAGUAAACGGCGGCGACGACGACUCAGCGUCUGUGGUGGGCCAGCAGCACCCUCAACAAGCGUCCACACCACACAGUCCGGCACUGCAGACACAGUCGGACACGAACGGCGACCAUCAGACGCCGUCCGACCGUCCGGUGACGUCCGUCUGUUUUGCACCUGGGGGCGACAGCCCCUAUUACAGGAGCGCAGCCCCCCCUCCACCGCCACCCCACAUGCUCACCACCAACUCGUUCAUGACCUACCUGAAGCAGCAGCAACAGCAGCAGAGUCAGCAGCAUAACGGUCAGCACAACGGUCAGCAUAAUGGGCAGCAUAAUGGGGUGCAGCAGCAGCCGGGAGUGGUCAUGCUGACUCAGCUCCAGGCCGCUGAUCCGGGCGCUGACUUUGCUGCCAGUAUGCCCGACCUGUUAGCUGCUCAGCAGAAUGCCAAGAUCAACUCCAAGGGCAACGCCCACACCGAGCUGCGACUGUUCAAGUGCGUGACAUGCGGCAAGGACUUCAAGCAGAAGUCGACGUUGCUGCAGCACGAACGCAUCCACACCGACUCACGACCGUAUCCUUGCGCCGAGUGCGGCAAACGCUUCCGCCAGCAGUCGCACCUGACUCAGCAUUUACGCAUCCACGCCAACGAGAAGCCAUUCGCGUGCGUCUACUGCGAACGCACGUUCCGUCAGCGCGCCAUCUUGAAUCAGCACCUGCGCAUCCACUCUGGUGAGAAGCCAUUCGCGUGUGCUCAGUGCGGCAAGCGCUUCCGGCAGAAAGCCAUCCUCAACCAGCACGUCCGAACACAUCAAGAUGUGAGCCCGCACCUAGUUUACAAAAACGGUCAGUUGUGGCCGCAGGAUCUUCCCUUCCCCUCCACCGACAAAGAUGGCAACGUCUACGACCAAAAUGGCGACAACUGCUUCUCGCCCGAUGGUGCCAUUCAGUUUCCCGCCUAUUUCAAGGAUUCCAAAGGCAUGUCGCACGGUGUGUUCGGCCAGGGCAAGGUGUUGCCAGACAUCAUCCAGCACGGCAGGUCGGCAGGCAUGCCGCUCUAUGUGCGCUGUCCCAUCUGCCAGAAGGAGUUCAAGCAGAAGUCCACCCUGCUGCAGCAUGGCUGCAUUCACAUUGAGUCAAGGCCCUACCCGUGUGGCGAGUGUGGCAAGCGGUUCAGGCAGCAGAGCCAUCUCACACAGCAUCUCAGGAUACACACGAACGAGAAACCGUACGCUUGCGUCUACUGUGGCCGUAACUUCCGACAACGCACGAUCCUCAACCAACACGUGCGUAUCCACACGGGCGAGAAGCCCUACAGGUGUGGUCAGUGCGGCAAGGACUUCCGGCAGAAGGCCAUCCUCGACCAGCACACGCGCACUCACCAGAGCGAUCGGCCCUACUGCUGUCCCAUGCCCAACUGCCGGCGUCGGUUCGCCACCGAACAUGAGGUUAAACGCCACAUUGACAACCACAUGAACCCACACGCCAGCAAACGACGAAGCACUGUGGAAGUGAAACACCGACCGCCCUCCCCUCUUUCUCCAAUGCAACAACAGCAGCAGCAGCAGCCGCUUCCCCCACCACCCACCAUCAAACCCGAACUGUACUUCCCACCGCAGUGCUACGUUUCUCCCUCUCCCUCCCCAUUCACUACCCAGCACUCCCCCUCUCCCUUCACUAACCAACACCAGGCCUACUCUGCCUCACCCCACCCUCAAGCCAUCACACCUCCUGCCCCGCCACCACAGCAACAGGACUUCAAACCUCCCACUCAGCUUACUGCCGCUGUUGUGCAAUGAUCUAAUCUUCACAGCUAUGGAUCAAAGCUGGUUGGUGGCAGAAAUAUCUUUGGCCAUCAAUGACUAUUGGUUGAUGACAGUGCUAUACGUGUUUUGGUGACAAAGACUCACUAGAAUAGAUUGAAGUAAUCUCUCUAAAAUUGAAAAAAAUACCAUGUAAGUUUCUGGGCUAUAUUGUUGACUCAUGUUUGUGGGUGGUGUUUACCACUCUGAAGUUUAUUCUUAUCAAUUUCAAUUAUCAGUGAGAUGGACCAUCAACAAGAGUGAUUCGUAACAUAAAUCCUAACACGUUUUUGACAAAGUUGGAUAGUGUCAGUGACAAGUGUGUACCAAUCGUCACAACCAUAUAUCAGUGUUAGUUAAUUGCAGCAGCUCAAUAUCAUGUUUGCUAAUCUUCAAAGCUGUAAAGUUACUUGAUCUACCAUAACCUUCUCAUUAAUGGGUCAAAGUGAGUUGAUAAGUUAAACAUCAUGAUUAUUUCAACAGCUGUAGAUCAAAUAUGUUUGUUAGAAGUGAAUCAACAGUAUUUGUUGUUAAAAUUUAGUUGGUUACAGCGAAGUUUACCAAUCAUAAAACGUUGAAUCGUUGGGCUGGUCAAAGAGUGCUAAUCACUGUUUUACAGUGACAUUAAGUGUGCUAAUCUUCACACCCAUAGAUCAGUGCUGACGAACAAGUGCUUGGAGUGUAUUUGGUGUAGGUUGAGCUCUGUUGGAUAAUUUUUUUAAUAUGUUAGGAAUGUCAAUUUUCAAUAAACAUGGGUCAUAUUUAGAGCCGUAUACUUAACAAUUUGAUCAAGUCGAUUGACAGUAACAAUGUGUGAUUCUUGUUUUAUAAGCGCAUCUCCUGUUCUUGUUAGCUAAAUCCAUUUAGUUUGUUAGCUAUUAUAAAUUGGAAGAAAUACUUGUGAAAAAAUGAAACUUAAGAAAAAGAAAAAUAUAUUAAUAUUUUUGAAAAAAGUAUGAGUAACACUAGAAAAUAGGGUAAAUUGAUUAUUUUGUGAUUUGUAACGUUUACUUAUCGCAAAAUUCCAUUUUUGUACUUAGGUACUGAGAAUUGGUCAAUACUUACUGAGCUCAACUUACUUCAAAAACGUUUUUCAGGGAUAAAGCACAAAGACAAUUAUCAAAUUAAAGGCGGAGGUUUAAUGUUUGGCACAAUCUCAAUUCAUUCUGUCAUUAUUAUGAAUAAUGAAUAUACUCUAAUGCACGAGGUUUGAAUGCCAUAAUUUAGAUCUAUUCAUUGCUAAUAAGUGCAAGUGGAAUGCUUAUAAUAAGCCCAUAAAUAAUAUUUAUGAAAUAGGAUUCAGUUAUUUUUACAUUAUAAAUUAUGGUAGAGUUGAUUUAUCAAGUGAUUGUAUGAUAUUCAGGAUUAAACAGGGUAGCCAAUUUUGAAGGAACUGUCAGUGGGCUUAUAAAGUUUUAAAAUUACCUUUCUAGCUUAGUAAUGACUUGUUUUUAUUUGUUUUAGGAAACAAGACGCUAAAUUGAUAAUUUAGACUUUGAUUUCAUUAACAAAUCACAAAUAAUUUUAUAAAAACACGAAAUGAAUUGAGAUUGUGAACUUUGACAGGUAUGUACAAAGGGGACAAAGAUUUUAGUGCGGAGUGUACAUUAAAUUCAAUUACUUCUAAGUUUUUAUCGAUAACAUAUGAUAUGAGAUUAUGUUUUGUACAAGACCUUAAUGUUAAGAUAGUAAUGUUAAAUCGCUGAAAUAUUAUAAUGUAGCAUGCAUUUGAUUACCAUUUUCUACUAUAUUGAUGCAUAUACCACCCGGAAAUGCAUAUAUAUCUAGUUGCUGGUGAGAAGGACCUCUUAGAAGAUGGAAAAAUUGUUAUAAAUACAAGUAAUUAAUAAUUCAUCAUGAAUCUUUUCUCCUUCAAACGUAUAUUUGAGGGGCCUCCUCUUCUCAGAGUUUUCAUUCAAGAUCUUCAAUUCCAGAAAGAUUCUCAAAUUAAUAAAGUUGAUAACAAUUAUUGAUUAUUCUUCAAGGAUCCAGCACAUGCAUCUUCCUAUACAAGCAGACGUUGUAAAGAAGCGUAUGUUAAAUUCUAAUAAAAGUGUCACAAUAAUUUGAAAAUCUCUUAUGAAAUUUUGCCCACUCUAUUAACAUAAUUUAUCAUUCUUACUGAUAAAUUAUUUAAGAAGGUACCUACACCCUCAAGUUUGGACUGACACUUUUCUUAGAAAAACGCAUAAUAUUGAAAAAUUUGACUGAUUGACCAAUAAGGUAGAAAGAGCUGGCAAUAUUUUCGAAUUUAAUACGAAUAAACUCUUGUCAUUGUGAUAAUAUUAUUCAUGAUUUUUUUUGUAGCCUAAUAUUAUUUUUUUAGAAUUCUCCCUUACUUACUUCAAUUGAUUAUGAGAUAUAAUUUUUAUGUUUAAGAGUAUGUUUUUUAGAUUCUAGAGCGACCCACUUAUUAUUUUUAGUUUUUAGAAAUGAAUUUAGUUUUUUUUAAUGUUGAAUUAAUGGUGAGUGCCUGAGUCUGCUAGCCUCGUGCUGGCGACAUUUGAUACGUAAUUUGCCGCGUGCUGUUAUGGAACAGAAGCAUUUACCAGGUUUAUUUAAGAAUUGCUCGUGACAUCAUCAAACUAUAUACUCCUUAUUGGAAUAAUAUUGUCUGAAAAGAGGCUUGAUUUUAUCCACAUCGAAAUUUCAAUCUAAAUUCGAACUGAUGACAGCUUAUUGAAAAACUGAUAUGCCUGGUAGAACUUCGCAAAAUAUCAUGUUUGUUUGACUUUUCUGUUUUUAAAGCUUCCAAGUUUUCUUCAUCAUAAUAAUUUUCGAGUUUCUUGAUUUGGUUACUAGACUUUAAACAUCAAAUUCCUCUUUCUAAUGUCCUAUCAAGCUCAAACUAAAUCCUUCACCAUCCGUUUCCUGAUUCUUUUUUCAAAUACCGUUCUAAAAAAUUAUCAACAAACUUUAAUUCUAUUUGUGAAAUAAUUACACUUAUGUAAUCAAAAUUUUUUUCUUAAUAGAUCAAUUUUGAAGAAGAUUGGAAAACUAUCCUUCCAGCAUUCAACCCUUACAAGCUUCCUGAAAACUUACAGAUAACAUAUCCCUAUCUAAACAGAUACCUUAUUACCUUAACUGAUGGCAUAAGUCUGAAAUACAUAAUGGCAAAAAACUUGGAAUUUAAGAUGAAAUUUCAUUCAAUAUUCACCAAACCAAUAAAUUAUGAAGAAUUAUUAAUCGAUGCAAUGAAGGCUCUUAAUAUUUUUGUUCUGUAAAUAUAUAGUGAAAUAGAUUGUUUACAACCAUUUUACAAGUAGUAGAUCGCCUUAGUUUUUUGGUGCAUAGAGAUUUUUAAAUAUAUAAUUAUUAAUUUUGUUUUUUUGAAAGAUGAUAAAGCGAAUCUUAAUAAAAUGUAGGAGGAGCGAUCAAUUGUUUCUAGCUUUAAAUAAUAAUUAAUGUAUACUAUUAUAAAUGAUAAGAUAGAAAUAGUAUGUUACUGCAAAUCCUAUGUGAAGAAUUGGAAAUUUUAUUGUGAUCAACAUUUUAUUAUAAUAUAAUGAUAAUAGUAAUAAUUGUAAUUAUUAUUACUCUACCGAGUUUGAAGUACUGUGCAAAUAUGUACUUUACCAUUAAUUAUUAAGUUUUUACUAUGUUAUAAUUCUUCGAAUAUAGAUUUACUAUAAGCCAUAUACAGUCAAUGACAAACUUACAGUACUUGCCAACAUUUUGUAUAAAUAUUAUUCGUGAUUUGUCACUUAGAAACAGAGGAAAAGAGAAGAAUGAAAAGUUAAGAAAAAAGGGGACAAUUAUUAGAGAAAUUUACUGAUAUGAAUUUAUUCAUUCUCUUUAUAAAUUUGUAUUUUCAAAAAGCUGAUCAAUUUGAGGACUGAAAUAUCUGAAUUUUUACUUCUGUUCAUGAAAUAAUGUUCCAUGAAGAAAUCUCUUGAAACAGUCAAUUUCAAUAAGAAAUUACUUUAUUAAAUUCAACCAUACCUUAAUAGGUAUGAUUCCUGACCCACUAUAAACAAUAUUAUGAAGUAACGCUCUCUCUAAUUAUAUAUAUUUUUUCAGACUUCUAAAGUAAAGUUGUCUGAAUAUUAUCUUUCUAAUUGAUCUCGAUCUGAGCAGGGAUUGUAUUUUUAUUCUUUAUUCUUGAAUUUCUACAAUUAUUAUAUCUUCUAUUCUUAAUUUCUUAAUAUGUAUAGUACUCUUCGUUCUUGGAUAUUUCUAAAUUUUUUGAAAUUACAUAUUGGUUAAAUUAUUGUCAUGGAAUGACAUAUUCUCUCUGCAUUUGAAGCUACUAUGUAGCAGGAGUGAAGAAACUUAUUUAGGCCUUCUUGAAUUGACUUUCUAUGCUUACAUGAAUGACAAACGUUAUAAAAAUACAUAUUUCGGAAAAUGUUCACUUUGAAAUCAAAUAAAAAUGCAUGGUCUCCCACCGAAACUUCAUCUUCCUAUUCUAUGAAUAGAAAUCCCACCCGAAAAUGUAAGAAUAGAUUAAUACUCUCACCCAAAGCUCAAUUAAUAUAAAAAUAUAUUAUUGGCAAUAAAAUUUCAUUUCAAUUUGUGGCAAAUUUUGUUGGAAUCUGGCCUAAACCUGUAUCCACAAGGUUCCAUGGAUCUUUAUUCGAUUCUACAGUAUAAUUUUGAUUUUGAACAAGUUAGUUGUCACAUCAAUUUUGAUAGAAUGGUGAGAAUGUUAGACGAAAGAUUUUGAGAUGUUUUGCUUGAAUCUUGGUCUUUUAUUAUAUGAUUUUAAUUUUAAUUUGCUAUUAAAAUGUCGUUUGAUCUGAAGAACUAGAACACUGUGAGUGAAAAGCAUUACGUUCAAUUUCUAUGGCAAUUUUCUGGAAUAAUGCAAACAGAACGAACAUUUCUAACGAAAGAAUCAAAUAAAGUUUAUAAAAGAAAUGAGAUGUUUUCUUUCUAAGGCUAUAUAAUAAAAUCUAUGUGAAAUUGAUAAUAUAUAAAGUACUAUGAAAUGUAUAUCAAAAUGUUGAUGGCUGUAAUUACGACUUGUUUAUUCAAAACUUCAAAUUUGUUCUGAAAUGUUACAGUAUUAGAAAAUUUAUAUAUUUGAAUGGUUUUAUAUAUUACAAAAUUUACUGCAAGUUGUAGCUGAUUAAGUUUUAUUGAUGAAUAAUUCAAUGUUAUUGAUUGAGAAAUUAUUGAUUAUUUUCUGGCAUGGGAAGAGUGCAAGCAUACUAUAUGUGUUAAUUUGUGAAAUUGUUUUUAUAUAUUUCAUCUAUUUUUUAUUCUAUUACUUUAACCUCAAAUGCUUAAAGUUAGAUGACUAUUGCAUACGGCCUUUCAAAUGUUUAUGUUAAUUUCAACUUAUCUAUUUACUUUUCAAAGAAUUUGACCUUUGCUCAAAACAAAUCGAAAGCAAUUGAAGAUUAACUUUUAAAGCAAAGCGAUUAUAUUAUUGUAGAGGUUGUGUUGAUUUUUCUUUAAAUUCAAAUCCAACGUAUUCUAUGCGAAGCAAACUUCCAUUUUGAAUGUCCAAUUUUUUAGAUUACUUUCUUUUUCACGAGGAAUUGAUGAAGAUUGUUGAUGAGAUGAUUGUUUUAUUAAAAGAACAAUUGAUUUUCAUA
Molecule: messenger RNA, 8156 nt
Organism: Nilaparvata lugens (brown planthopper)
Lineage: Eukaryota; Metazoa; Arthropoda; Insecta; Hemiptera; Delphacidae
Product: zinc finger protein 768
Exons: 9
Coding region: 358-2610 (750 amino acids)
Biological process (GO): regulation of transcription by RNA polymerase II
Cellular component (GO): nucleus
Molecular function (GO): DNA-binding transcription factor activity, RNA polymerase II-specific; RNA polymerase II cis-regulatory region sequence-specific DNA binding
Source: RefSeq, a predicted model, not a curated record